UCAGAGUGCGAAAACACAACAUGGCGGAGACGAAAGCUAGUUUCGGAGUCCCCGAAGGGUGUGCAAAGGCCCCGGCUUUCCACCCGCCCAACAUAGAACAGCUGAGGAAGAUUGCUGGAGACUUGGGACUUGAGCUGACAGACGAAGAACUCGCUGCAUAUAGAGAGCACAUGCUCGACCUGGAGGAGGAGUAUGGUAUUCUAGACGAACUGGCAGAACCUACGCUGCCUGUUAAAUACCCUCGAACUCCAGGCUGGCGUCCUAAGCCCGAGGACAACCCUUUUAAUGGCUGGUACUGGCGUACGGAUAUUCAAGGUGCCCCCUCUGGGAAGUUGGCUGGGAAAACCCUGGGUAUCAAAGACAACACGGCGGUGGCUGGGGUACCUAUGAUGAACGGGUCCAGGGUGUUGGAGGGCUACAUGCCAGAGUUUGAUGCCACUGUGGUCACCAGGAUACUGGACGCAGGUGGACGGAUUCUCGGAAAGACCGCGGUUGAAGAUUUGUGUGUCAGUGGCAGCAGUUUUACCAGCAGCAAAAUGCCAGUGUUGAAUCCUUACGACGCAACGCUAUCAACGGCCGGUUCCAGCGCCGGUAGUGGUGCCUUGGUUGCAGGAGGCCAAAUUGACAUGGCUCUUGGUGGCGACCAAGGUGGAUCUAUUCGAUUGCCCGCCUCGUGGUGUGGUAUUGUGGGGUUAAAACCCACGUGGGGUUUGGUUCCAUACACUGGUAUUUCAGUUAUACACCCCUGUAUUGACCAUGCAGGCCCCAUGACCCGAACUGUGGAAGACUGCGCCCUAAUGUUAGAGGUGAUCGCUGGAUACGAUGACGGCCUUGACCCCAGACAGCAGCCAAACAUCGUGGUGCCCGAGUAUUCAAAACUGCUGAAUGCAGACCUUGCGGGAAUGAAAGUGGGUGUGGUCAAAGAAGGGUUCGACAAAUGCCAAAGUACUGCCGUUGAUUCCACCAUUCGGUCAGCCAUGAAUUAUUUUAAAGCAGCCGGUGCCAGUGUCGAAGACGUCAGCAUCCCCAUGCAUAUUACUGGUCGGAAUAUCGCUGCACCAAUUAUAUUUGAAGGGUGCUAUGAAACCAUGGUGCAGGGGGGCGCUGUUGCCUUCGGAUUCCCUGGCUUUUACCCGACUACCAUGCAACAGGCCACAGCUCGGGGGAUAAGAACCCAUCUCAAUGAUGUAUCUCACACAUAUAAAAUGGUUUCCUUGCUCGGAGAGUAUACCAAGCAACGGUACAACCACAUCCACUAUGCUAGAGCCAUGAACUGCGCACGACUGCUGCGGAAGGCCUAUGACGACGCUCUCGCCAACUAUGACGUACUCGUCAUGCCGACCAUCCAAAAGCUGCCACAGAAGCUACCGCCGAAGGGAUCGAGCAUUAAAGAAAGCAUCGAAAAAUCCCUUGAGAUGCUGUCGAACACGGCCCAGUUUGACGUCACCCAUCAUCCGGCCCUCAGCAUCAACGCGGGGUUUGCAGAUGGACUUCCGGUUGGCCUCAUGAUCGUCGGGAAGCACUUUGAUGAAACCACCGUGCUGAAGGCUGCAUACGGCUUCGAGAAAAAGCGAGAUGAGAAGUGAUUUAUCGUCAAAUUCAAAGUUGGUCACGAGGAUUCGUCGAUUUCUGAUAAGAUUGAUUUUUCCAGAUAAUGAAAAAUAAAUAUACAAGAAUAUUCAGAUUUUUAUAUACUGCAAAUAUGUUAUUCAGGCGCAGGUGAAAUGGGUAGGCCAGUCCUACAAGACUAAGGACAGUUAUCCUUGCCUUGGCCACAAAAUAUUCAUUGUAACCUUGCGGUAGCUGGUGUAUUAUACCUAUAACAUAGAAAUCACACUUUAGCUGAUAUUUUUGGAGCAACAAUUCCUUGUGUAUCAAAAAUUCUGAAGAACGUUUUAGAGGAUUAAGAAUACGCGUAGCAACCUGUGGAAAGUUGGCUUUAGUUUGCGUAAAAAUUGUAUUUCAUAAAUAUAUGUGUUAAUUUCUACAUAAGUUGGAACAACCGAUUUAUAUUUGUUGUACCAUAUAGUUUAAGCACCAGCAUUAUUCUGACGCAUUAUAUUAGCUUAGCUGCUAGCACAUGUAAGCCCGUCGGAUGCAAAAAAAAUGCAUCCGAACAUUAACGAAUACUACUUCACUCUGAAGAUGAAAGAGACGGACAAGAGUGUAGCAUGGUUUCAUCUGAUAUUACAGCGCAGAGGUCCAGUGAGAAUUAUUGCACACACAUGUAACUGACGUUGUCACGCAGGUGGUAUCAAGGGGAGGGUAGAUUUUGCCGACUACUCAUAACAGUCAAAAUCCAUGCGCACAGCAUACUCUUCAAAAUCAAGUGGAAGCUUGGUGUCGCCUGCUACGAAAAUUGACUGGUCACUGCGUCUUUCUGUCGUGAAUGGCCAUUUAUCGCUUAUAAAAUAAGGAAAGGCAUGACCGGAGUUUGUUUUGCUAAUGUGAAGACUGAAGCCUAUAUUGAUGAAGGAGCCAUGUAAUAUUUUCUACUUGCAUUAUAUCUCACAAGUGAUACCAGACAUGAUAAGAAACGAUGUAUAACAUUCUUCUGCAAAAUGGCUACCAAUUGUCUCCAAAGCAUCAAGUAUGUGUUCUUUACCUUUAAUAAGCCGCUUUGGUCUUUCACACUUGUUUCAAGGUCGGUAAAACCCUUUUGAAAUGUAAUGAAACAUAUUUUGUACUAAUCAGACUACAAGAAGCAUCUACCAGUUAGGAUAUGUGACAACUUAAGCCUACAUAUAUAUUGAUUUUGGAGGCUUAAAAUAGUUUCUACUCACACUACGUGAAACAGAUAAUACUAAAAAUGUAUUUUUACCAAAAAAUAAUAUAAACCGGCGUAUGACACACUUAUAAAGAUAUAAUACAUGUAGUUUCAAACUGGUGAAUU
Lingula anatina is the source of this 2893-nucleotide messenger RNA. RefSeq lists its product as uncharacterized. The record is from RefSeq and is a predicted model, not a curated record. Lineage: Eukaryota; Metazoa; Brachiopoda; Lingulata; Lingulida; Lingulidae. Gene Ontology annotation, molecular function: catalytic activity.